AUGCCUUGUAUUCAACCCACACGUAAAAGAACUUUGGCAAACAUAAACCAAGACAGAGUACAAUCAAGCUUUCAUUUCCAUGAACAAAAACGUGUCUUUGCGAUCACACCUGAUCCUUCACCUACCACCAUUACUUUAGCCCAAGAUUUUUUAAGACUUGAAGAUACGGACCGUCUUGUUCAAUGCAUUAAACAAUUGUACAAUAAUAUAUCGUUUUCUUCAAGACAAUUUAUCGAUUAUAUUAUCAAACAUCAUGCAGGCCAUUUGCCUAAAUUACUUUCUGUUUAUUAUAGCCUGUCUACACAAUUAGAUGUACUUGCAUUAAGACUCGAACCUCUAAUUUCUCAAAUACCUCGACUUGACCAAGUCUUGUGUGAAUUGAUCUCGUUUGAAGAAAGACAUGUUAUUCAAGCUUAUAUUCGUGCACUUGAUACCAAGACAUUGGACGAUUAUUUUUAUCAUGAUGGAAAGCAGCUUGUUGACUGGAGGCAAGUUGGUGUUAUGAAAUCAGAACAUACCCAAAGACUAUGGUAUAUACUUGAAUAUUAUCAUGUUAUCAUGGACUCAAAUCAAUUGAAAUCUAUCUUGAUACAACUCAUGCAAUUGAACCCAACCCAAGACAGUCUUUAUCAACAAUUACGAAAAGUCAAGGAAACGUUAUUUAUGCCACAAUCCAAACUCUCGAGUAAACAAUACGAUGCUUUACUUGCUAAAUUACCUGUAUUUCAUUUGAUGUCGACCUGGUUUUUUGAAUUUAAUCCUCAAUCCACGACACAUAUGUCAGAUUUUGUUUCGCAUCUCUUUUCUUUACAUGCCAUGGAAAACCAGUUCGACAUCUCACUCAUACUCUACAUGUAUCAUGCAGCAUGCAAGCAGCUAGUGGCAGAUAGACAAGUGGAAGUGAGAGUGUCUUAUAUUAUAGAGACAUUGAAUGAAGCAGCAUGGAGAUCAUUAGAAAAAGACGAUACAGAUGAAUUAGCUAUGUUUCUUCAGUUGGCUCAAGUAGCUCUAGAACACAUGCACCCCUUUAUUGGCUAUACCUAUGCUAGCUGGUUUGAUACACUCUUUGUGCAUCAACGUAUACGAACCCUUAAUAAGCGUAUGGGCACUUUAUUCAUCAACAUGCUGCAUCAAAUGAUGUCUUUCGAAAUACCGAGUGUCCUUCAGAUCCAUGGAAAAGCAUUGUUGAACUGUACUACUUUACCCAAUGCAUCUUUGUUUGUGUCUGCUGUUCGAAAAAGACUAUUAGAACUUGGUGUAGAUCAUACAUUGAAAGCCUGGCCCACAUCACUUAAAUUACCCGUGCCAGCUGAUAAUCACCAUGCUGUAGAUACAAUUGAAGUAGGCGAUGUAUUAACAAAAUUCAUUGAAAAAGACGGUGCGAUACCUGCCAAAUUGAUUCAAGCAACCGUGUUUCAUAAAUCAUGGUCCUCAUAUGAAAGCAAAAGAUCAGUUGAUUCUGACCUUAAGAAAAAAGCAUAA
Molecule: messenger RNA, 1482 nt
Organism: Gilbertella persicaria
Lineage: Eukaryota; Fungi; Mucoromycota; Mucoromycetes; Mucorales; Choanephoraceae
Exons: 8
Coding region: 1-1482 (493 amino acids)
Source: RefSeq, a predicted model, not a curated record